UGAACAACCGAAUAGCCGAGAAAAGUCACAUUUUGUAAAUGCAUGUUUUUUUUCCUUUUCGGCUUUAAAUGUGAUUUCGUGAAUUUAAAACCAUUCACAUGGAUUAAGAGGAUUUAGCAAAAUUAACAACGAGAGGAAGAGAGAUGGCAAAUAAUUUAGGACUUGUGAUUUUGCUUCUAGUAAUUGUGCUGGUCUCAUGCUCUAAGUCUAGCGACUGUGCUCUUGCGUCUCCACAAAAGUCACGUCCAUCAUCAGAGUGGAGAAGGAAGUUAAUACCAGUACGGUCAUCAAGAAGUCCACGAAGUCCUUCAUUUGCGCCAAAAAAACCGCCGCCACCGCCACCUUCACCGCCUCUGUCACCAUCAUCACCACCAUCAAAUUAAUAAUUGCCAUAUUGAUACUUUCAUAUAGACCGAAUAUGGAUUCUUAGGUUCGUACAUGAUAAUAACAAAAUUAAUCGUUCUUAUUAAGAAAAUGAAUUGAUACAAUAAAACUAUUGUAAAAUGAUUUGUGAAGAAUGCCAUAUUGCCACUCUAUAUAACUGUUUUGU
This is a messenger RNA of Arabidopsis thaliana (thale cress), 550 nucleotides long. RefSeq lists its product as uncharacterized. The record is from RefSeq and is marked reviewed. Bases 144 to 383 code for a protein of 79 amino acids. Gene Ontology annotation, biological process: response to wounding; response to insect; defense response to insect. NCBI's taxonomy places the organism in Eukaryota, Viridiplantae, Streptophyta, Magnoliopsida, Brassicales, Brassicaceae. Gene Ontology annotation, cellular component: plasma membrane; apoplast. The transcript is spliced from 2 exons.